Molecule: messenger RNA, 876 nt
Organism: Cydia fagiglandana
Lineage: Eukaryota; Metazoa; Arthropoda; Insecta; Lepidoptera; Tortricidae
Product: saccharopine dehydrogenase-like oxidoreductase
Exons: 6
Coding region: 1-876 (291 amino acids)
Biological process (GO): glycolipid biosynthetic process
Cellular component (GO): lipid droplet; mitochondrion; plasma membrane
Source: RefSeq, a predicted model, not a curated record
AUGGCUGAAAUUGAUGUGAUGUCUCGUCUAGAUCUUGUUAUAUUUGGAGCCACUGGUUUCACGGGCAUGAAGGUUGUUGAACAGCUCGCUACGGUGGCCAAGAAAUAUCCAGCCAUGACAUGGGGGGUGGCAGGCCGAUCAGAGGCCAAACUUAAAGCACUGAUGGCCGAUAUCGGGAAAAAAAUCGGGGAGGAUCUGACUGGCAUCAGAAUAAUAUUAGCAGAGGUGACCAACGAAAGGUCACUGCGAGACAUGUGCGAGCAAGCAAAAGUGCUGAUCAACUGCUGUGGGCCUUACUUAAUGUACGGUGAGCCAGUGGUAAAAGCGGCGGUGGAGGCGAAGACACAUUGCGUGGAUGUCAGCGGGGAACCUCAGGCCGGCAGCGCCGGCCGCUCACCCCUUAGUAAAAAACAUCCAAAAGAUUUACCGGUUUUCGAGCCAAAACUGCGGACAAGGUCAACAAUCCAUAAGCUAGAGGACCAAUGGUGCGUUCCAUUUCCUGGCGUUGACGAAUCCGUAGUAUACCGCACACAGCGGUUCUUCCACGACCAUGAAAACCAACGAGUCAUUCAGUUUAAAACUUACGUCAAGCUAGGGUCGUUAUGCACUGUCAUGCGGACAGGCUUCGCGGGAGUCCUCAUAGCCCUCUUAUCUAAAACGGCUCCUACUAUGAAGCUACUGCUGAAAUAUCCUAAGCUGUUCUCCGGCGGCAUGGUAACCCUCAAGGGCCCGACGGAAAACGUCAUGAACAACACAAAGUUCACUUUCGAGUUGUAUGGCGUGGGGUGGGAUAAGAAUACUGAUGUUUCGGGAAAGCCAAACAAGAAAGCAGUCGUUAAGCGGUGGCGUUCUGACAACUGGAGCAGCAUUUCAUAA